AUGGAUUCCUCUGCUAGCACAUAUCCUGUCCCUCUCACUGCAGCCGAGGAGGCUGAGAUCGCAGAAUGCGAACGCAUCGUGGCUUUCGCGGAGCAGGUCAUGACAGGGACACAUCCCCGUAUCAAGAUCCCAUCCCGUCUCCUCGAAGCCCAGCAGGCCAGCAACACCACACCUCCCAACCCAGCUGCCCCUGCUCUCCCAAACCCUGUCAUCGAUUUCCGCCGCGACUACUACCGUGAUCUCGGUCUUCAGGAGCAUGUGAAGCAAGACUCGAUCAUCCGCGCCUACCAGGGAAGAUUAGCCGGCUGUAGCCCGGAUUUCAAGCUGGGCCGAUCCAAACACGAAUCCGGUAACUUGACCACCAUUCGGAAGGCUGAGAAGAUCUACCAAAAGGUCAACGAGGCCUAUGAGAUCCUGGCCGACCCCGAGCUCCGAAAGAAAUACGAUGAAAGACGCAUUCGCGCUCGUAGCCCUCCCAAUGAAAGCAAAAUUGUUCGCUCCGCUUACCGUCGUGGAGGUCGCAAACGUGGACGUGGUGGAGGCGUUGGAAAUCGUGGAUAA
Molecule: messenger RNA, 561 nt
Organism: Cadophora gregata
Lineage: Eukaryota; Fungi; Ascomycota; Leotiomycetes; Helotiales; Ploettnerulaceae
Exons: 3
Coding region: 1-561 (186 amino acids)
Source: RefSeq, a predicted model, not a curated record